GAACAUUCAAUAUUUGUGGCAAGAUUGUCUGAAAGCAAACUUUCUUUUUCCCUCUCUAGAAUUAUAGCAUUCCUACAGUGAUUAACGAGAAAAGGUCUCGGGCGAUGUCGCCAGGAAAUUAGUACCAGAGACAGAAGACAUUUGAAAUACGCUGAGUUCUCGAGAAUAAUUAGUCGGUAACAUGAAGUUGUCUUCGUCUCUUCGAGUAAUUCUUGGACUUAUCUCUUUAUCUCUCGUUUGCCAAGCUGAAGAUGACUUUGACAAAGAAGACAUCUCGUCGGCCGAGCAUCUUCUUCAAAAAAUCGUUCCACUGGGCUCUAUGCCUUCGAUGCCAGACGGCUUCCCUUCCUUAUCAGAGCUGAAAACAGACAAGUUUGAAUACAGCACUAACAAAGGUAAAGUUACAGUUACUGCCGACCUGGAGGAUCCCGUCAGCCUCCUUGGACAAGCAAUGACUCUAAAUGACGUGAAAAUGACAUUCAAGUAUGACAAGAAUAGACCAGAAGGGAAAUGGCAGUUCAACGCGGAAGGCAAAUGGAAACAAGGCAACAUGACAGCAAAAGUGAAGAUCGAAGAGUCCAAAAUUGGUGAUCAUCACACCAUGGUGGCAGCGGCAGACAGACUUAACGUGUACGAUGUUGCAUCCGAGCUCUCAGAGAAGAAAAGUGUUGAACAUGCAGGAAUGAACGUCGAUACUCUAAAGGAACUCUUUCUAACAGACGUUGAGAUGUACUCAGUUUUUAAAGGAAAUGAUGAUUAUGUAUUCAUGAUUUCUGGAGACCCGCUUCUCUCUGACACCCAUUCUACCGAUUGCAAAGUGUUCAUACAUAAAACGCCCGGAAAGAAAAGUGUGUUUUCAGUCUUGCUAGAGUUCAAACACGAUCUCCCUUCGCGAGCUCUCAUAAAACUCGUCAGUGAUGACCUAUUCAAGAUCCCGUUCAUAAACCACCUUAUCGCAAAAACGCGAGUUUUCCGAAAGAGCCGCACAAAUUUUGGCUUUGUUGCUUCAACGGGAGACGUUGACAAGCUUCCACUAAAGUCGUUCGGUGAUGGAAUCCUAGCAGAUGAAUUACAAGCUCAUAUUUCUAAAGGAUUGACCCUCCUGCUUCCAUUCCGCCUCGGGAGCGAAGAGAGGAAGCCGGUCAAAGUCGCAGUAGUUGUUAACCCUCCUUUGGUGAAAUUCAUAACUUCUCGCCACGAACAGGUCAGCGUGGAACAGACCUUGAAAGCAUUGUCACCCAGUUCAAGAAUAAGGGUCCUACCUAAUGGGUUUCCAGAUCUAUCCUCUGUGAACAUCGAUCACUUCAGUUACAAUAUUCACCAAGAAACCUUCACUGUACACGCAAAGUUAUCUGACACUGUCGCCGUAAUUCCCGGCCUUUUGAACGUAUCUGAGACAGAUGUAACGUUUCGCCAUCGAGUUGGAGAUGAAUUCAACACGUGGUCGUUUGAGGGUCAUGGGGUAUCGGAGCUGGGAGGGGCAAAGGCAAAUAUUACCUUGAAAACAGAGGAAGAGACUAAAGUUGUUUUUAUCACAGGAAAGGCAGAAAAGAUGUCGGUGAAGUUACUCGCUCAGCAGUAUGGACUUUCGUUUAUACCAGAUGCUGAAAGUGAUGCCAUCGUUCAAAACAGUCAAAUGAGUGAUUUCGACUUUAUCCAACCAAAAAUCAAAUCCGCCACCUCAGAUAAGCAAAAGAAUCGUUACAUUCACAUUUCAGGUCUUGGAAAUUUCCCGGGUGUUGACAAAGCUACGGAAGCUGAAGCAGUCGUUUAUGAAGACAAAGGGAAACUUAAGACAUCCGUCGGUUUUAUAUUUCCAAAGAUACCCAUGCCGUUUAUAAUCGAGGCUUUGACAGGAUAUGAUGUGGAUAAGUUGAAAAAAUUGCUAAGGAACAGCUUCAACACGUCUCUGGUUCUCUCUUUAGAUGACGACGAUUCUUUAUUCGAGAAUCCAACACUAUCUGGACUCUCUUUCGAACGCGGAAUCUCCAUGGUUGGUCUCUUCCGAAUGCCUGGGGAGUGCCGCCAUGACAAGAUGUGUAAGGCGGCAAAAAGCAUGCUCGAAAGCGAUCAAUGGUACCGGAUCCAAGGUCUUGUGAAACGAGAUGGAUUCAAUCUGGCUGGGAUGGUAAAUCGCAACUAUGUUUUAGGUAAUGGCCUUGUACUGCGAGACAACAUGCUGCAACUCACUAUCAACGAUGACUCGUCCUUUGAUGUGCAGUCUAAAUUAACAUUUCCAAAAGAACAACUUUCCUUCGCUGGAAAUAUCAACUUUGACAACGGUAGUGUGGAGCUGUCCAUGAAGAGCGAGGAUGCUAUUUACCGAUCACACAACGGUGGAUACUUGACAUUCGAUCAGCUAUCCCUUAACACUGAAAUAAUGAAUUCAGUUCCCUUGCAAAAGCUUCCGCUAACAGGAAGAAUGACUCUUGGAAAGUCAGGCAGUGGACAUGAAAUAACGGCACCCUGUUCAAUCUCUUAUCAAGCAAUGCAACCAGACUAUAGCCGAGUAGAGUCCAAGCUAUCUGAGGUCACAAUGUAUCACGUUGCAGAAGCUAUGGGAAUCAACGCAACUCUUCCCUUUCCACUUGCCUAUGCACCCUUCGUGGGUGGUUUGGAAGUGAUCUAUGACCCAGCUAUGAAAACCAAAACCAAUCUCACCAUGAGAGGAAAACUUCAUAUCUUUGAUCGGCAUUUUGACUCUGCGGUUGAGAUGAAUAACUCUGAUCAUAUCCAUCUGACGUCCUCCUACACUAAGUCUCCUUUCGUGUUGUCCGAUGGCUUUAUUGUGGUGCAAGAGAGCAAGGAAAUAUCUAAAAGUGGCCCGAGAUUAGAUGUCAGCAUUGCUCCGUUUGAUGUCAAGGUUAAACUUGUUGGAUUUGCCAGAGUUCUUGGUACAGGAUCUCCAACAGAAAUAAAGAUUUCUGACUCUGGUACAGAAUUUCCUGUUCAGGGAAAUCUAUUUGACAUUUCGUCGACUGGGUUGUACGUCUCAUCUCCAGAAGUUUUGGGAAAUUCUGAGGCAUCCUCAUUUCAGGCUUAUGGAUGUCUUCCUGGUAUUCAUGACAAGGUCCUCAGUGCAGUAGAUACGUUGAUCAAGGCAGCAGCCACAGAAGCAGAUAAUUUCAUUCAUCAAGCAACAGACAACCUCAAAGAAGCUAAGAACUACUACCGCAAGGCCACAAAGAACGAAGAAUACUAUAGACAAAAGCUGGACGAAGAGGAGAAUAUUCUGAAUGAGAGAAACAGAGAAGUUUGGCUGGCAGAGCAGCGAUACAACAGCAGCUGUAAAUUGAACCAGUGCACGAAGAGCUGCAUUGGUUGCCCUGAUUGGAACAGAUGUUGCACUCGUGAUGUAUUUGGUAGCUGUGUUGAGUGUCCAUCCUGGAAUAAAUGUUGCUACAAGACAGGAGACCCCGUAUGCGUUGCAAGCAACCACGGCUGUGAUCAUAUAAGAAGGGUGGCCAGCGGUAACCUUGAGGAUGCCAGAGACAUCUACUUCGACCAGAAACGGCGAGUGAACAACGUAACUCAAAGUGUUUUCGACGCUGAAUUUUCCAAAGGCAAAACAAAAGCAGUUUUGGACGCGGCUGGCAAGGCACUUUCGUUAAUCGAUCGGGAUUCCACUAUUGGUAUUGAGGCAUCAAAAUCUAUUAAACACGUUGGUCUAGAAAACGUGCUCAAAAUACAAAGCAUUUGUUUCCAGGCCCCUGUUGAUUCCUUGGCAACCAGUUGCAUUAAUAUGAGUGUGAAUGCUAGUGUCAUGGGCUCUGAUGAGGUCAAGACGCUACCCUUUCACGCAUGCCUCAACAAAGAGUUGGUUCCCCGGAUGGCACGGUUCCUGGCAAACUACUUGUUUCCAGAUAUUGGAAGUUCUAAGCAAAAGCGGAGCCUGAUAAAUGAGGAGAAAAACUCUUUGCCUGAUUCUGUCCGAGGGGAAGGGAAACUGACAACUUUCUUGAGACGUCGUGGAUUAGUAAGGAGGACAAGAGAUGCCGAAACAGCCGAUGAACGUGAAAAUAUUGAGCCGUUCUGGGACCUUAUUCAACAGCAUGAUCCCUUGAAGGAAGUGAAGAAGGGGGCACCUCCAAGUCACCCCAGCAUGGGAAACCUGAAGAGAAAGUGGAAGAUACCAGCUACAAAAACCGGGAAAUGCAAGAUUUAUCAUCAGUUGCUGGAUAUUUGUCGCGAUAUGAUGAAGACAGUGAAGAAGAUGUACGGCACUUACAUGUACGAGCGAUACCUUUUCGCAAAGGAGAAAGAUCACUUCACACGAAAGCUGAAGAGGGUCACGAAACAGCUCGAGAUUUCUGAAAUGGGAAAAGAAAUGCGAUGAAGCACUGAAGCAUCAAGAAACAAUCAGUGUCAAGGCCUGGGUUAAAGCCAUGGACAGCAGAAUAACUUCGCUUGGAGGAGAGGGUGUAGAGCGAUUUCUAGGAAAUCUGUUCCGUGCAUUCGACGGGUUGUUCGAGAGUUCAUCUCUUCCUCCAAAGGCAGCUGGAAAAGCUGUAACGAUCAUGCAAAGAGUGCGGCAAAUCAAAGCGGCGUUUAACCAGAUCUUCAUGAAAGACAUCACACUUGGUCGUGCAAACUACCACGCCGACAGAGUGCUCUAUGACAUUGCAGAAAUAGCCAACAUCAAAAUUUACUGUCAUAAGAAGAAGAAAUGAGCCCAAGGCUUUUGUUAUUAUCUGAUGACUUUGUACAAUAUAUUGACGGAGAGCUGGGCAGUAAAAAGCCGCCCCGCUUUCGUUCCCUAUUUUACACGGGCUUUAAUUCUAUUUUCAAUUGUUAAAAACGUUCAUAAAUAAUCUUCAGAAUGAUUUUGAAAAUCAUCUCUGCUUGUGGUUUAACAAGGUUUGAGAAACGAUCUCCAACUUUCUCCGGACUCUCCAAGUUUUGUCCUGUUCAUCGCACGCUUAGUACUUAAAUUCGGGAAUACUUUUGUUAAAAUGGAUAGGCAUUUUCAUCCUUGUUGAAAGAUAUAGAUCUAUUCGCGUUCAAUCGAUAAUUCUGCAAUCUGAUCGGUUAUAGCUACACUAUUCGUCAUUAAUUCCGUGAUAGAAAUUGGGUAUGGUGCAACUGAAAAUGUAUCUGCACGAGAAGUGACUUAUUUGUAUCCUUAUUCAUUUACAGCAGUGGCCUGUCUUGUUGAUAAGUUUUGAACGACUGGUAGAUUUAUACUAAAAAAAUAAGAUUAUUUGCUCUCGACUUCAACGCACGAUAUUUCAUCCACAACUAUCACGCGGUAGGAAUCUCGAAGUUCAUGGUCCAAUUGUUAGAUAGAAACCGAAGGUUUCGUAGAAGAAAAGGAUAGCUCAGAAAACCAACAAAGUAAGGGUCUAAUACGUCAAUUAUACCUUCAUUUUGAUCCAGCAAACUGUCAAGACGAGAGAGAAACAAGUCGCAGAUGAGCUGUCGACUUAAGCGCGCCAUUUACAUUUGUUUACAUAAAAUAAGAUGUUUCGAGAAGACAAGUUUGAUAUGGUACAGCGUAAGAGCUGAACAAAUUCCCAGAAUACGAAACCGUUAGUUCGCAUUUGCCAGAAAUACUUUUAUCUGAAAAGCUACUCUUAUCCCCAGAAAUUUUUAUUUGUUUCCUGAUUACGCCAGAUUUACAAAGGGUCAAAAGACUGAUUGAAUAAAUUAAAAAAAAAACC
This is a messenger RNA of Pocillopora damicornis (cauliflower coral), 5660 nucleotides long. RefSeq lists its product as uncharacterized. The record is from RefSeq and is a predicted model, not a curated record. NCBI's taxonomy places the organism in Eukaryota, Metazoa, Cnidaria, Anthozoa, Scleractinia, Pocilloporidae.